GAAAUGAUAUACCGGUAAUAUAGUAUUCUGUAAUAAAAUGGUGAAGAGCAAGUCCCAAUAAUCCUUAACGUGACGUUUCUUUGUGAAUACUUUGAUAUGAAUAUUCAAUGGUUUUAGAAUUGUAGUAUUUUAUAAUGUUUACAUUGUUAGGAGAAGUAAACUUAUGGACUUUCGAUGAUAAUAUCAAUAUAAAGAGUACAGAUUUUGGUGCAUUUCGAUAUCAUGAUAAACGUAUUGAUCACAUACAUGAAGAAGGAAAAAAAUCUUACUGUCAAAAACGUGGUAUGAUAUAUGUCCCAACAAAUAAAAAAGGAAAUAAAUUGAAAGAUUCUAUUAAAUAUCUAGAGGAACAAUUAAAGGAUAAUUCAAUUGUAUAUUGUCAAUGGUAUAAUGAUUGUAUUUUACAAUUAAUGUUAAAUAAUGCAUUAUUAAUACAAAUACAAGCUAAUAUAGACACUGGUGACAUUUGUAAAAUAACUUUUGAUAAAUAUCUUAUAGGAAAAUUAUUGGAUCAUAUAUCAGAUGUGAUAAUCACUAAAAAUUAUAUUCUUUGCACUUAUAAUGAUAACCAAAUAACUAUUAUACAUUUUACAAGAUCAAAAAGACAUGUUUUUGAUAAAAUUAAUAAACUUGAACCAAAAUUGUCUACAAUUGAUCUAUUUGGUCCUAAUGGUCGCAGAUUGGAUAAAAAAGUUCAGACCAAUAAAUGUGGAGAUUUGAUAUUAAUUUGGUGGAAAUCUACUAUGAAUGAAGUUUAUCCUUGGAGUCCUGCUGUAAAAGAACAUGAUCGUGCUAACAUACAUCUUUAUCGUUUAAUAGGAGUAAAAUUAGAAUUAAUUUGUUAUAUACGUAGUGAAUUUGAUCCUUUAUGUAUAAUGUUUGAUGUAUGCAAUGAUAAUAUUAUUCAUUCUGUAGAACAAAAAGUAUCGCGAAAGGGAGAAGUAACUAUAGAAUGGCGUACAUAUGAGGUUUCUCAACAAGAUAAACUUCAAAGAAUAGCAGUAGUAUCUAUCCCAUUACCUACACAUACAAGUUGUGUAAAAUUUUCACCAACUCAAGAAUUGUUGUUAUUAUGCUGUAUAGAUGGUUCUAUUAUAAUUUAUGAUCAAACUAGAGCUACUACUAUUAGUGUAAAAGCAGUUUUUAUACCUACAUUGGCAUCAUGGCAUAGUGAUGGAAUAAUAUUUGUUGUUGGAAAUGAUAAAGGACAACUUCAACAUUUUGACAUUGCUUUAAAUUGUAUUAAAAGUCAAACAUUAAGUGAAGAAGCAGCACAAGCUAAUAUUCUUGAUUUAUCUUCGUAUUUUAGAAUUCAGCCAGCAUUAUUGCGUAUGGAAUGGAAUAAAAAAAAUGAUUUAAAUUGUUAUAUUAAUUUAUAUAAUCAUGGGAAUUCUUUAUUGUUAAUAAUUUUUCAACGAGGAUCUCUUGGUGUUAUAAAAAUGUUGGAAGGGAAUUCUUUCACCGGUGAUGUAUUAGUCAAAAGAUAUUUAUCUUUAUCUCAAGUUGAACAAGCAACUUCUUUAUUACUAGCUAUGAAUUGGGAUACUCAUUCUCGUGCAUGUAUGCAUGCAUUAAAUCAGAUUGUAAAUUAUUUAUUUAAACUACCACUGACAACAGAACGUGAAAAUCUCAUACAGAAUGCUUUGGGUAGUUUCCAUGUACCUAUUAAACCAAUAAGUCAAGCUAUUGAAGAAGAAUAUGGAGAUGAAAUAAGAGAUUUGACAAGACGUUUUUUCCAUCAUUUAUUAAGGUAUCAUAUGUUUGAAAAAGCUUUUAGGCUUGCUAUAGAUUUAAAUGAUCAUGAUCUUUUUAUGGAUAUACAUUUUUAUGCAUUAGUUGUAAAUGAUACAGCAAUGGCAACUGCAGCAAAAGAAAAUGCCGAACGUAUAUUAAGUCGAUCAAACAGCUGCAAUAGUUCACAUUCUACGUGUUCUAGAGCAUCCUGUUCAAUUUGUUCUUAUUCAAUAAGUGAUAAAGGAGAAGAAUCUUGCAGUGAUGAAAGUGAAAAUUUUUCAAAAGAAAAUCAGACUGAUACGAAACAAUCGAAAAAUCAUAAUUAUAAGAAAGAAUCCAAUAAUCAAAUUCCACCUUUACCAGUUCUCCAUCCACAUCCUCUUCAUAAAAAUCUGUUAUCCACAUCAUUUACAGAUGUAUCAUCUGAUGCAAAAACUGACUGUAAUUUAGAAACAUCUUUCAACAUGCCUAAUAGUACUCUUGUCACAACUUCUUUCAAUCAUUCAUCACAUCUUUCCCUCUCAAAUACAUUUCUUACAUCAACAUCUUUUAACAAACCACUGUAUAAAAUUCAUACAAAUUCAAUACCAGUAUCUACAAUGUCUUCUAAUUCACAAUCUUUCAAUAAUAUUUCUGAUGAUUUAAUGACAACUUCAUUUGGAAGUUUAUCUUUAAAUGAACGAAAAACCGGAAUAUCUAAUCGAUUUAAUGAAAACUCUGUAGAUACUGCAUUAAACAAAGUUUUAUGUGGUGAAAUGCAAUUUUCUCUUGAUGAUGUAUCUAAUAAUGCAACAACAGCAAAUUUAAUACAAGAAAACAGUUUUAUGUCAACUCCUUUUAAUAAUCCAACAUAUGAAUCAGUUACAUCAGAUGUUUCUUCUGAUUUAUUAAGAUCUUCAUUAGAUAAUAUAGAUAAUAAUAUUAUGUCUACAUCUUUCAGUACAGUUGGUAUGGAUACUUCAAAUUCAUAUGAUAAUUCUUUUAAUGAUUUAGUUACUAAAUCUGAAUCAAAUAUUGCUUCAUCUCCUCUAAAAAGCAUAAGAUCAUCUGUUAUAAUGAAUGAUAUUAUGUCUAAAGCACUUCCUGAUUCUAUUGUAAUAAAUAAAUCAACAUCUAAUUUUCAUAACAAUCAUAGUAAUCUUGCCUCUACUUCAUUUAAUUUUCUUGAAAAUCAAGUACAAGAUUCUGGCAAUAGUAAUUUAAAAAAUUUUAAUAGUGAAAAUAAUUCUAAUAUGAAAUUACAACAAUCUAGUCUAGCAAAAAAAGUGGAUUUUAAUAUUCCACCACCACCUUCUUUAACAAAUUCAUUUACAAAUUAUUUUCAAGGUCUUCCAAAAAAAAAUCUUCGUUUAUCUAGGAGUACAUCUGGAUUAGCAGAUAUUGAUGAAUCUGUUAGAAAAUUUUCAUUUACUAAAACAAGAAAUAUCAAUUCAUAUUUAUUACAAAAACAAAAUUCAACAUCUAAUAUUUUACAUGAUCAAUUUAAAUAUAAUAAUAUUAAAUCUUCUAGAUAUAGAUUUAAUUAUGAUUUUGAUUGCAUUUCACUUCAUGGAAGUUGUGAUAAUAUUGAUAUGCAUUCUUCUACUAAUAAUUUGAGAUUAAAUAAUUCACAAUUUUCUACUCCUUAUGGUAUACAAAACAAAUUUGAAAGACAUUCAAAAUUAGUAUUAUCACAAAAUGGUACAAAUACUAGUGUUAAUAAAGAAUCUAAGAUAUCUUCUAACAUUCCACCUCUACCUGUUAUAUCAUCUCCUAUAUCUAAUUCUAUAUCCUGUACUCCCUUUUCUACCUUCACAGAUACAACAUUAGCAACAAAUGAAAAACCAAAGGUUAAAUUUUCAGAUACAGUGACUCAUAUAUUGGUACCUGGUACGGGGCAAUCACAUAAACAAAAACGUUCUACAAUUAGUCAAGUGCAUUUAACUGAUCCCAAACGUGAGUUAGCAGAAAGCCUUCCAUUGUGCCUUGGAAAUGAAGAUUAUCUUAAAGAUUUUCAACCAUUAUCAAAAGAAGAUAUUAACGAUAAAAUAAAGGAAUCUUCAAGACCAGAAGAAAGUUCAAAAAUAAAAGUUGUACACUUUGGUUUAUUAUGAAAAAAAAGAUUAAAAUUCAAAUAUGAAA
Messenger RNA from Apis dorsata (giant honeybee), 3855 nucleotides. RefSeq names its product WD repeat-containing and planar cell polarity effector protein fritz (gene frtz). Bases 135 to 3827 code for a protein of 1230 amino acids. Gene Ontology annotation, molecular function: protein binding. Lineage: Eukaryota; Metazoa; Arthropoda; Insecta; Hymenoptera; Apidae. Gene Ontology annotation, biological process: cilium organization; establishment of protein localization; nervous system development. The transcript has 16 exons. The record is from RefSeq and is a predicted model, not a curated record. Gene Ontology annotation, cellular component: axonemal basal plate.